Molecule: messenger RNA, 231 nt
Organism: Opisthorchis viverrini
Lineage: Eukaryota; Metazoa; Platyhelminthes; Trematoda; Opisthorchiida; Opisthorchiidae
Exons: 1
Coding region: 1-231 (76 amino acids)
Source: RefSeq, a predicted model, not a curated record
AUGGCGAUGACCCAAUUGGCUGAUCUACCUGUAGCAGCAUCGCUGCAGGCAACAACAAACCAGGUGAAUAGUCAAGGAGGAGCUCAUAUGAUUCUCAGUAGCUUUAAUGAGCGUAGCGUCCCUUGCGAGCAUCGUAAACUGUUCGAAGCGAUCAAGACAAAUCCAAGAGGAACAGAACCAACCGCACCUGUGAAGCGUUUGUUAACUUCAUCAAGACCUUCGGCUCAGUAA